This is a messenger RNA of Salmo salar (Atlantic salmon), 582 nucleotides long. RefSeq names its product interleukin-15. Gene Ontology annotation, biological process: positive regulation of T cell proliferation; positive regulation of tyrosine phosphorylation of STAT protein; positive regulation of cytokine production. The record is from RefSeq and is marked provisional. NCBI's taxonomy places the organism in Eukaryota, Metazoa, Chordata, Actinopteri, Salmoniformes, Salmonidae. Gene Ontology annotation, molecular function: cytokine receptor binding; cytokine activity. Gene Ontology annotation, cellular component: extracellular region.
AUGACAGGUUUUUUGACAGUGCUCCUUUUUUGUAUUCGUUUAUUGGAGCGCAGGACAAAGAAAAGAGUGCGAUGGAUCUGUCUCUUCUGGGGCUUCCAUUACUAUCAACACCUGUGUCUGAACAUUGAGCUCUGGAAUUGCUUCUUAAUAUUGAGCUGCCUGAGUGCCACCGCACAUUUGCCCAUUGCUGGUGCUGCUGAAACUCAUGGGAUGACAAUAGACGACGUUAGAGAGCUUCAGUCGGAGUUGCUAAACUUGAAAAGUACCAUAGAAAAAUCAGAUGCCUGUUUGUAUGCUCCUACCAACGAUGACAUCUACAAUGACAACUGCAUCUUUAAGUUCAUGCACUGUUAUUUAUUGGAGUUGGAGGUUGUCCUGAUCGAGGACAUGCAGGUCACGGAUAACUACCAUGACGAAAUAAAAACAUCCAUCUACCAUCGGAAAAAAAUGUUGGAAGAACAUGAACGCCAAUAUAACAGUUCUAGAUGCUCACCGUGUGAGGCACAGAGAGUUGCCAACUCCACAAUAUUCCUCUACAACCUGGAGCGCCUUUUGGAGAGAAUAGGGACAACUGUCAGUUGA